AUGCCUGACAUUCCCAACACUCCAGAGUCUGUCCUUCCUCGCUCGGAUUCACGAAACCCGGCAACUACAUGUAGAGGCAUCACCGCCCAAGGCCGGCCUUGCCGCCGUGCUUUAGCUUCUUCUCAGACACCGUCACCGGCAACCACCCCACGAAAGAAAAGUGCCCAUAAUGUGCAACCCGAUAUGGCAUCUUUGUACUGCUGGCAGCACAAAGACCAAGCAGCCUCAUCCAGUAUGGGGAAUCAGGCGAAUCAGGCGAUCAUCACUCCGGUAAAACCAAGGACUAGCAUCGAUACCCUUAUGGACCGACUAGGUGUCCUCGAAAUUAAAGAUGAGAAACAAAGGCCGCCAAGAAAAGCUCAGCGGCACCGAACAAGUCAAAAUAGGCCCAGUGAGAAGCAGCGCCGACGGCCAAAAAAGACAUUCUGCUGUUUCGAAAUCGUGGACGAGGACAACAACGAGGAUGGCAGCCCAUCUGCGUCAGUUCCACGGCCAGUUCAUGCGCAACCGUCGCAAGGAUCGACAUCUUUGCCCCCAAAUGCAUAUCGUCCUCUACGACCAGUGUCGGCUGCAUACCCUCAUGCAAAGCCCUCUUCAUCGGCGCAACGAGUCUCAUCGGUGACACAUACGCCUUCACGGCCACCCAUAAGCAAUGGAAAACACUCUUCCUCCUCACAGACUUCAUCCCUCCUCUCGUGGAUCCCUAGCACAUUGUCACCACAGACGACAUCAAUUCUCCUUACCGAACUGGCCAAACCGAUCUCAGAGGCCGAUGAAGAAGGCUACAUCUAUAUGUUUUGGGUAACUCCCCAGACAACUGCCAUGGGUGAUGGCACAGAAUCGCCGCUUCCAAGGGAUAUCGCUGUCUCGAUUCUGCCUUCCAUGCCAUCAAGCAGUGACAUGCUCCGUCCACCACCUCAACCGCGCAGUGUGAGCGAUGCCCUUCGCGCAGCACACCAGCUUAAUGCACUUACCUCAAACCCCACGUCAAGUACCCCAGGCACCAUCCGGUUAAAGAUUGGACGCACAAGCAACGUGCACCGGCGACUUGCAGAAUGGACCCGCCAAUGCUCGCAUGAUUUGACUCUGAUUCGCUAUUACCCCUAUACGCCGUCUUCAUCCACCUCAUCCUCACCUGCGCGAGCUCCGCUACCUGUACGUGAUGCUGGUAACCGUGCGCCUUUAUCUUCAUUGGUCCCGGGAAGGAAAGUCCCACAUGUCCACCGUGUGGAACGUUUGAUUCACCUGGAGCUGGGGGAUUUGAGAAUCCGUGACCUUGGAAGGUGUAGUGAGUGCGGUAAGGAGCAUCGAGAAUGGUUUGAAGUUGAGGCGGAAAAAGAAGCCUUGCGGCGGGUAGAUGAAUGUGUGCGACGAUGGGUCUCGUGGGGAGAAUCAAGGCAGUAA
This is a messenger RNA of Penicillium macrosclerotiorum, 1404 nucleotides long. RefSeq lists its product as uncharacterized. NCBI's taxonomy places the organism in Eukaryota, Fungi, Ascomycota, Eurotiomycetes, Eurotiales, Aspergillaceae. The transcript has a single exon. The coding region runs from base 1 to 1404 and encodes 467 amino acids. The record is from RefSeq and is a predicted model, not a curated record.